AUGUUUGUCAACAAUUGUAUGUUUAUCUGUGCUUGUGUAGUUUGGAUGUGUGGUGGCACAGUGUUGUUAGAUUUAAGCAUCUGAUGUAAGGUCAUUGAACUAAUGGCUGUAUUUUUGGAGCGUCAAGCUUUCUCCAAUGCAUGGCACAAAUUUUAUGCGAAAAAAUGCCGUGUGAUUUUGAAAAAGAAACUUUGUACAACGGCGACCCCUCUGUCUGUGUCUAAAUGGACAUCUGUUGUUGGACUGGAAAUUCAUGCUCAAAUUUUAUCAAAUUCAAAGCUGUUCUCUGGAGCAGGAACUGAAUUUGGGCUGCCAGUUAAUACAAGUGUUUCACUGUUUGAUGCAGCUAUUCCAGGAACUCUUCCAGUUCUGAAUCGCAGAUGUGUUGAAGCAGGUGUACUGACAGCUUUAUCCUUAUCAUGUAGGAUAAAUGCAAUGUCACUGUUUGAUCGUAAACAUUACUUUUACUCUGAUCUUCCAGCUGGCUACCAAAUUACGCAACAACGCCUUCCACUAGCUCAAGGUGGGCAAAUAGAUUUCCAUGUUUUUACCCAAGGUGUGCAUAAGAAGCCUUAUAAGAAAACAGCAAGGAUACAUCAGCUGCAGCUUGAACAAGAUAGUGGAAAAUCUCUUCAUGAUGAAAUUUUGAACAGGAGUUUAGUGGACCUAAAUCGAGCAGGGUUACCAUUAAUGGAAAUAGUAUUUGAACCAGACCUUAAUGAUGGUGAAGAGGCAGCUGCACUAGUCCAGGAACUAGUACUAAUACUGCAGCGGCUAGGAACUUGCUCCUGCAAGAUGGAAGAGGGUGCCUUACGAGUUGAUGCAAAUGUGUCUCUGCAUCAAAGUGGUGAACCAUUGGGUGUUCGUACUGAAAUUAAAAACAUUGGAAGUGUUAGAGCUGUGGCCAAUGCAAUUAAAUAUGAAACAGAUCGUCAGAGAAGAGAAUUGGAAAAUGGGCACACAAUUGUGAAUGAAACACGUGCAUGGGAUGCAGAAAGUAAACAGACUGUGUCAAUGAGGGACAAGGAGCAAGUACAGGAUUAUCGUUAUAUGCCUGAACCCAAUUUACCACCUCUCUGGCUGUUGAUAGAUGAUAAGCCUCUGCCAGAGAAUGUUGACAGUCGUGAACUGGUAAAUGUGGAAGCACUAAGGAAGGAACUUCCCGAGAUGCCUGAAGAAACACGAAAUAAAUUAAUUCAGAAUUAUGCAUUAUCACUGGAGACUGUUUUUAUACUAGUGAGAGAAGGCAAAUUAUUGCAAUAUUUUGAAGACAUCAUGAAACAAAAUCCUAGCAGAAACCCACAGAAAGUUGCAAAGAUUCUUAUAAUGGAUUUUCUUACUGCUUUAAACAAAAAGAAUGUGGAUCUGGAUAAUUGCCAAGUACCAGCAGGUUUCCUAGGAGAACUAAUAGAUAUGCUUCAGAAUGAUGUUAUUAACUUACAAGUGACAAAGAAAGUUCUGGAAGAACUUCUUAGUGGUCCAGCAAACAGUCCAAGUGAGAUUGUCAGCUUAAAUCAUUGGAGUCAGAUAAUACAUCCAGAUGAAAUCAACAAGAUUUGCAGAGAUGUGUUAUUAAAAAAUCCUAAGUUAGUAAAACAGUACAAAAAUGGAAAGAAGAAAGUACUGAAAGCUUUAUUAGGAGAAGCUGCAAGGUCAACAAAUGAAAGAGUUAAAAUGUCCCUAGUAGAACAACAGCUUAAGACAAUGCUAGACAAGGAGUAGGGUUUCUUCAACAGAGAGAGAGAGACAGAAAGAGAGAGAGAGAGAGAGAGAGAGAGAGAGAGAGAGAGUUUUUUUACUUCCAGUUAGGUGUAUGUUUGUAAGAACUGACAUCGUUGGGUGAUGGAGACACAGCAAUCUGUGUUAUUUCAAAUAAAUUUUAAUAGUCUUGAUCACAGUAAAACGUAAUUACAACCUGGUGAUUACCAAUUUCAGUUGAGUAGCAACCAUCCGCAGAUCUAUUGAAAUAAACAAAAAUAUUAUCUUUCUGUUAAUGUGGAACAAUAUCGUUAAAAAAUUUACAUUUUAUAAAAGUCAUAAAACAUAUGUUAAAAAAAUCAUAUCAUGAUUACACUCAGACUGCCACCUCAGUACAGCGUUAAUGACAAAAUAUCAUUCUAGUGUAAGUGUGCUAUGUUUUUUCCUAUUUUGUUUUUGUUUUUAUGUCUUUAUAAAAAUAUAUGUCUUUAAGUACUGAUGGGUUUCCAUGUUAUCUGAAAGGGAAUGUUUCUGUUUAUUUCUAUAGCUUUGAGGAUGGUUGUGUCAACUGAAACCGGUAAUCAUCAACUUGUAAUUACAUUUUAUUGUGAUCAAGAGUAUUAGGAUUAAAUAAUAUUUAUGUAUGUGUAUGUGUGUGUUUACUUUCAGAUUUGUACAGUAUGCAGUGAA
Messenger RNA from Schistocerca americana (American grasshopper), 2388 nucleotides. RefSeq names its product glutamyl-tRNA(Gln) amidotransferase subunit B, mitochondrial (gene GatB). The record is from RefSeq and is a predicted model, not a curated record. The transcript has 10 exons. The coding region runs from base 103 to 1722 and encodes 539 amino acids. Lineage: Eukaryota; Metazoa; Arthropoda; Insecta; Orthoptera; Acrididae. Gene Ontology annotation, biological process: glutaminyl-tRNAGln biosynthesis via transamidation; mitochondrial translation. Gene Ontology annotation, molecular function: glutaminyl-tRNA synthase (glutamine-hydrolyzing) activity.